Orbilia oligospora ATCC 24927 is the source of this 1116-nucleotide messenger RNA. RefSeq lists its product as uncharacterized. The coding region runs from base 1 to 1116 and encodes 371 amino acids. Gene Ontology annotation, biological process: ergosterol biosynthetic process. The transcript is spliced from 3 exons. Lineage: Eukaryota; Fungi; Ascomycota; Orbiliomycetes; Orbiliales; Orbiliaceae. Gene Ontology annotation, molecular function: C-4 methylsterol oxidase activity; iron ion binding. The record is from RefSeq and is a predicted model, not a curated record.
AUGCAACGUGGAGAUGGUCUGGAUAGUGUGUUGUUAUGUUUGACCGCGCAUUCGCCGGCCGAUUUUGCGGGUGUUCCUGGAGUCUUGGCGAUCUUGGCAGAUUUAAAGCUCGGAACCCGUCCAGCCGAAUUGUCAAAUUCUACCUUCGUCCCGGACGGGGCGACCUACUGGGCCCAUUACGACCACAUCAGCGAGAUCAAUGGCUCCUUCAACAUCUUCGAGAAGAUGUGGGCUGCCUGGUAUGCUUGGAUCGCAAAUGAUGUCCUCGCUACCGGUAUCAUGUCCUUCGUCAUGCAUGAGCUCGUCUACUUUGGUCGCAGCUUGCCGUGGAUGAUUUGUGAUGCUAUCCCUUACUUCCAGAAAUGGAAGAUUCAGGAUCAAAAAAUUCCAAACGCCGCCCAACAAUGGCGCUGUAUCAAAUCGGUUCUCUUCACCCACUGCGUCAUCGAACUGCCCCAAAUCUGGCUUUUCCACCCCCUCGCCAAAGCCGCCGGAAUGUCCACCGACGUCCCAUUCCCAGCCUGGACCACCAUGGCCUUCCAAAUCGCCAUCUUCUUCGUCCUCGAAGACGCAUGGCAUUACUGGCUCCACCGUCUCUUCCACUGGGGCCCACUCUACAAAAGCAUCCACAAAAUCCACCACGAACACUCCGCCCCCUUCGGUCUCGCCGCCGAAUACGCCCAUCCCCUAGAAGUCCUCACCUUGGGUAUCGGCACCGUCUUCAUCCCCAUCGGCUACUGCUGGUUCGUACCGGACUUCCACGUCAUGACUAUGUACAUCUGGAUCUGCCUGCGAUUGUUCCAAGCUAUCGAUGCCCAUUCUGGUUACGAUUUCCCGUGGUCUUUACACCAUUUCAUCCCCUUCUGGGCCGGUGCUUCGCAUCAUGAUGUUCAUCAUGAGAAGUUUAUUGGAAAUUAUGCUAGCAGCUUUAGAUGGUGGGAUUAUAUGCUUGAUACUGAGGCUGGUCCUGAAGCUCAACAGAGGAGAAGGGAUAAGAAGCGUGCGGAGAGGGAUGCUAAGGCUCUUGCUGAACAGCAGAGAUUGAGCAUGGAGAGUAUGGGUAAGGAUGCGGCGGUUAUGGGAUCCCAAAUCGCCGUGGAGAAGAAGACUUCUUAA